Messenger RNA from Centruroides sculpturatus (bark scorpion), 890 nucleotides. Its product is annotated as histidine decarboxylase-like. Gene Ontology annotation, biological process: histamine biosynthetic process; L-histidine catabolic process. The record is from RefSeq and is a predicted model, not a curated record. Gene Ontology annotation, molecular function: histidine decarboxylase activity. The transcript is spliced from 2 exons. The annotation marks the transcript as partial. NCBI's taxonomy places the organism in Eukaryota, Metazoa, Arthropoda, Arachnida, Scorpiones, Buthidae.
AUCGUCUUAUAUUUACAGACAAUAAAGUUAGCAAUUGAAUUUGAAAAAUUGGUUCAGGAAGAUAAAAGAUUUGAAAUUCCUGCUAAAAGGCAUUUAGGAUUAAUUGUAUUUAGAUUGAAGGGCGAAAAUGAACUAACAGAGAAACUAUUAAAGCGUUUAAAUUCUGAUGGAAAAAUACAUUGCGUUCCAGCAUCGCUAAAAGGAAUUUACGUAAUUAGAUUUUCAGUUUCCUCACCUCGAAUUACAUCCGAAGAUAUUCGCCUCGAUUGGAAAAUCAUCCAAAUCACAGCAACUGAGAUUCUACAAAUGUAUUCGAAUAAGAUUACAGUAAAUAAACCUUCUAUCAAAGAAGUUAAGAAACGAAAUCCCGAAUUCGGAACAAGUUUACUCUUAGCUAAUAGUCCAAUGAUACCAAAGAUCAUGAAUGGCAGUUACGUAGCUAUUUUUGAUAAUACAGAAGCUAUAGAUCAAUUUAUCCAACGUUUUGGCAAUGCAUUUGGAAACUUGGCGAAGGACAGUCCCUCUCUUCGUCGACGUAUUCGAGGUUUAAGUAUAAGCAAUAAGCAAUACAGUCUGGAUUCGAGAAUGGAUUUGAUGAACAGCAUUGUUGCUACAGCAAUGAAUUUAUCAACAGCUUCUCAACGUACUUCAACUCCGAAAGAAAAGAAUUGUUUAAAAGAAUCUAUUUCCGAAGAAGAUGAUUCUUCUAAUUUAGUUGUUUGUUCCACAAAAUGCCAGAUGUGUGGUCAAGUUACAUCAAAAGAAGCUUAAAAGUUUUGUAAAUAUCUUCAAUAUAUCAGCACACAUUCAAUUUUGUUUAAAAGGUCUUUCAAAAUUUUCUAAGAUUUUGAUCGAAUUAAAGAAAUACAGAAUUGUUUCUUCCUCUAAGC